AUGCGGUGGCGCUACGCGUUGGCCAAGAUCAAGAAGGAGCCCCUCCAGAUCCUCACCAUCCCGGUAUCGGCGGCCUGCGUAGGCUGGUUAACGAACAAGCUGGCCGUGGAGAUGAUUUUCCACCCUCUGGUGUGGAGGGGCAUCCCGCUGCGAGUGGUCGAGGGUCAGCCCCUCGGCCUGCUCGGCUGGCAGGGCAUCGUGCCCGCUAAGGCUGGUGUGAUGGCGGAACGGAUGGUUGACAUGGUUACCACGCAGCUGGUCGACGUGGAUGAGGUGUUCCGCCGCCUCUCGCCGGGGAAGGUGGCGCGUCUCCUCGGCCCGGAGAUAGACUCGAUCGUGCAGAGCGUGUACGAGGACCUCGCGCCCGGGCCGCUGGCCUGGGUACCCGGGAGCUUCGGGUCGGGGCUCGUUCCCCAGGCGGUGGACGAGCUCAAGGGGCUCCGCCGAAACAUGCUCGUGGGGAUCACGAAGGACAUGCAGAAGCAGGUGACCCACGUGCUGGAUCUGAAGAAGAUGGUGGUGGGGGAGAUGCUCCGGGAUCGGUCCCUGAUGGUCUCGCUGUUCCAGCGGUGCGGCAAGGCCGAGUUCAAGUUCCUCGUCAACAGUGGGUUCUUCUUCGGGUUCUUGCUCGGCGUGGUCCAAAUGUUCGUGUGGCUUCUGUAUGACAAGCCCUGGACUCUGCCCGCGGGGGGCGCCGUGGUCGGUUACAUCACCAACUGGCUGGCCAUCAAGCUGAUCUUCGAGCCGGUGGACCCUGUCAAGCUUGGGCCUUUCGUCCUGCAGGGGCUGUUCCUCAAGAGACAAGAAGAGGUUGCCGCAGAUUUCGCAGAGUUUUUCUCGAGCAACGUGCUGACCUCCAACAAGCUGUGGAGCUCCAUCAUCGACGGCUCUCGGGCGGAUGCGUUCCGAGAGCUCGUGGCCGCACGCGUCGUCCCCUUCGUAUCGAGGGCGUCGGCGGUGGCGGGGGCCAACCUAGACCCGCUCGCCGUGAAGGGUCUUGCGCUCAGGGCUGUGGGGAAGCUGGGGGACCACGUGCAUGUCCUGCACGACUACACCGACAAGACCUUGGCCUUGAGAGAGACCAUGACCGUGCAGAUGCAGAAGAUGUCCACCCGCACGUUCGAGGGCGUACUUCAUCCGGUGUUCCAGGAAGAAGAAUUCACGCUCAUCAUCGCCGGCGCCAUCCUCGGAGCCAUCGCGGGUUUCCUGCAGAUGCUGCUCAGCACCAAGGGGGUCAGGGACGCGGCGAAAAAAGCGGCGUCUCUGGCGGCGGAAAAGGCGGCGGCCGCGGCGGACGGGGUUGUAGACGCCGGAGGCGGUCUGGUGGAGGGUGUCGGGGCGCCCGUCCAGGCGGGGGCACAGGCGAUUCAGACCGGGGCCCAAGUGGCGCAGACGAGGGUUCAAGCGGUCCGGGAAAGGGCGGUCGGAUUCGGGCGGCGAGUGGGUUGCACGGCACAACGGUGUACGGAAUCAGCGUGCAGCGUAGCGGUGGCCAAGGGCCGCUGGCUGUCACGGGGCGGGAGGGCCGGCGCGGCCGCCAUCGCCGAUUGCUACCACCGGCGGCGCCGACGCAGCGGCAGCGAUGGCAGCAGUAGCGAUGGCAGUGCCAGCGAUGGCAGCGCCAGCGAUGGAAGUCGGCCCGAGGGCAGCUCAAGAACAAGCGACGCCGACGACGGCCAGUCUUCUUCUGGUUGA
Messenger RNA from Ectocarpus siliculosus, 1695 nucleotides. NCBI's taxonomy places the organism in Eukaryota, Phaeophyceae, Ectocarpales, Ectocarpaceae. The record is from the annotation of a GenBank genome assembly.